AUGGCAUCAAAACCAACGUGCAGUACAUCUGUUAAUAAACAAAAUAAAAAAAGGUGGUUAUCUGUGAGAGAAAAGCAAAUGAUAAAAUCGGUUUACGAGGGAUUGCGUAGAAGAUAUCAAGAUAUGCUUAAAGAGGACGUCGCGGCAUUGUGUGGAGAUUUAACGAAAGUAUCGGCUCGUACGGUUUUCCGAAUAAUUAAAGGUAACAAACCUAUCCAAAAACCAAUCCAUAAAGGACGUGCAAAAAUUGUAUUGGACGAUAGUACGAAAAGUAUAAUCCGAAGAAAAGUUCAUGGAUUUUAUUUGAGGAACGAACUGCCCACUUUAAAGGAUAUUCAACGAGAAGUUAAUGCAGACGCAGAUGAUACUUUAAAUAAAAUAUCCAUGAGAGUAUUACGAAGAACAUUACACGAAAUGGACUUUCGGUAUGUGAAGAGAAGUCGGAAAAGUUUGUUGAUCGAGAGAGACGAAUUAGUGAUAUGGCGGAGAAAAUAUUUGCAAAAAAUUCGUGAUUUUAGACGACUUAAUAAAAAAAUUUAUUAUACGGACGAAACGUGGUUGAAUGAGGGUCAUACGAAAUCGAAAGUAUGGCAAGACUUGAAUAUUAAAAGUGCGCGACAGGCUUUCAUUGAGGGACUUUCAACCGGCUUAAAAGCACCUUCGGGCAAAGGAAGACGUCUCAUUAUAACGCACAUUGGAAGUGAUUCAGGUUUUUUACAAGGUGGUUUAAAUGUGUUUACCUCAAUCAAAACGAGCGAUUAUCAUGAGGAUAUGAAUUCGGAUGUAUUUGAAAAGUGGUUUUCGUCUAUAUACCGACUCUGGUAG
This is a messenger RNA of Diabrotica virgifera virgifera (western corn rootworm), 825 nucleotides long. RefSeq lists its product as uncharacterized. The record is from RefSeq and is a predicted model, not a curated record. NCBI's taxonomy places the organism in Eukaryota, Metazoa, Arthropoda, Insecta, Coleoptera, Chrysomelidae. The transcript has a single exon. Bases 1 to 825 code for a protein of 274 amino acids.